AUCUCAGACACAGUUAGACUUACAGGUGACACUAAAAUCAGGCGUGAGGGGGUUAAAGUUCAGUAUGCGAUGGUUCAAAUAACAAACACGCGUCACACUCUGAAUAUUUGAAUAUCAAAUUUUAUGUUAAAAAGUCCUGCAGCUCUGCAGGUGUCAUUUGCAUCGUGGCGACCAGACCUUUACUGCAGCCUUGAAGGAGCCAGUGUGUGUGUGUGUGUGUGUGUGUGGAAACACCUUGUUUAUCUUCACCUUAAGGCGGGGCGUGUCUCUCCAGGUGCGUCAGCUCAGGUGCAGCAGGAUGAAGCAUCCUCCCGUUACACCGGCGAGCUGCUGCAGCUUCGAUGCCUCCACCAUGGAUGUGAUCCGGUUCAUCGGCGGGUGCGUGCCCCUGUUCCUGGCCGCCAUCGUCUUCGAUGUGGUCGGCGUCGUCCUCCUCUUCGUCGGCAUCUUCGCCAACGUGCGCCUCGACGGACGCUUCUACGGCGACUUCUUGAUCUACACCGGCUCCCUGGUCAUCUUCUUCAGCCUGGCCGCGUGGCUCAUGUGGUACGUGGGGAACAUCCCGGUGUCCGAGGACUACGGCCUGAAGAAGAAGAGCAGCGGGGUCGCCUUGUUGGCGAGGAGGCUGACGGAGAGGCUGAGCAGGAGGCUGAAGGGCGAGGAUGGAGAGAAGUGCGUCAAGGAGGAUGAAGAGGAGAGCCAGGUGGAGUCACCUCCACCUCCGCGCAAGGCCAGCAGGGUGACAUGGGGAAGAUCCACAGGCUACCAGAAUGAAGGGUACGACGGGACUAUGGACUCCUCUGAUGAGGAGAAGGAGAAGGAGGAGAAGGAGGAGACAGAAACUGAAGAAACUAAAGAAAACCUGGACAUCGAAAUCUGAUUUCAUGGUAACUUCACCCUGUGCAUGAAGAAUGCUGCAGCUUUCUCAGGCUGAACUUUCUUCUUUAUGUUUUUUAAGCAGGGCUGUAGCAAAGACUUGCAGAUAUCGGGGGUCCAAGGCCCCGGUGCAUCCCCCACCCCGCUCAGAAAAACGACUAAAAAGACGGAAAUUCAUGUUUUCCCUUCAAUC
Larimichthys crocea (large yellow croaker) is the source of this 1069-nucleotide messenger RNA. It is a transcript of the gene tmem238l, whose product is annotated as transmembrane protein 238 like. NCBI's taxonomy places the organism in Eukaryota, Metazoa, Chordata, Actinopteri, Sciaenidae. Bases 299 to 880 code for a protein of 193 amino acids. The transcript is spliced from 2 exons. The record is from RefSeq and is a predicted model, not a curated record.